AUGUUUCCAACAAAUCAUAAAACCAUAUUCGUGCUGGAUCAUACUCCAUAUUUUGGCAUUUCUUCGGAUAAUCCGAUUGACUUUGAUGUAUCUAAGAGCCGGGGACCAGGGUGCGUGCCUUUACCACCAAUAUGCAAGUCUUUGUGGACUUGCAGCGUGGAAGCUGCGGUGGAAUACUGCCGCGUAGUUUGGGACUUGUUUCCCGAGGGAAAGUUGGUUCGCUUUGUUAUUAGUGACUCAGCUGCACAUAUUCUAAAUACAUGGGCUGUGACUCAACAAAAUCUAACACAUAUUUUAAAUGGUUUAUGUCUUGUGGGUCAAGUCCGUAGAGGGGCAGGGGGUGAUGUGGUGGGAUUAUGUGCUGCCAUUGAGGCCUUGGCAGAGCCCUCACCCAUGCAAGCUUCCAGGCCUCAAUCUGAGAGACACUUUCAGAACAGGGGCCGUAUUAUAUGCAUAACUAGUGCAAGGGAUGACGACUCAAUAAGAAGUCUAGCAGAGAUAGCGCUUAAUGCCCUUGUUCAGCAAAAUAAGAAAGCAGCUGUUGUUCAACCUAGUACUAGUACAGAGACAACCAAUACUACUACACAGUCACUAGUUGUAAAUUACUGCCAUCUAGUGAUAAUAAAUGUUACUCCAGAAAAGGCAGAAACAAGAGUCAGUAAUCAACCUCUAACAGAGAUGGGAGGAGGUCUGAUGGGUGUGGAAGUGAUAGUUUCUCGCGCUAGUAAUUUAGCUAAUCUCCUGGGACGUCUAGUGCUCCCGCACUAUCGACUUGCCACUACCACUGUUACUGGUAUUCCUAUGAAGGAAGAACAAAACGCGAGUUCCAGUGCCAACUACGACGUAGAAAUUAUACAUUCAUUAGAAGCUCACGCAGGCUUAAGGGCAGCUCAGACUGCCGCUGAAGCUACAGAAUCCGUGGUGCUUCGGUGGUGGACGCCGCGCGGUGCGGAGGGUGGUGCAGGGGGCUGUAACGGGCCACUGUGGCGCGUCACGCCCGCCGACGUCGCAUCUCGGCCGUCCGCCUGUCUCGUCAACUUCCUACUCAAUGGAAGAUCAGUCACCCUUGAAAUUCCUAGGAAAGGCGGCGGCAGAUCGGCAUCUCAUGUUCUGGCAGCGCAAGGUGGAGAGUUGUGGAUAGGUGCUCUCGGAGGUCGCACUCCUUACGACGAUCCCCCGGCACUAUCUGAAGGAGCAGGUGGAAGAGUCACUGAUUAUAGAAUUAAAGAGUUCGGCGCUCUAAUGCAGCAGAAUCGACUAUACCCUUUGCGCGGCGCGGGCUCAAACGGGCGGGCGCGGGCGCGUUUACAACGGCACACCAAUUACUGGCCACUCACUAUUUCUUCCACACUCAUAUUCAACUUGGGAUCUGUAAUGGAGCCUUUAACACGACUGGUGGUUCAAGAGUCGUUGACCGACGACGAAGUCGACGCUUGUCGUGGUGUCUUAAUAUCAUUACUAGGCAUGGAGACUCGACACGAAUUCCCAGCCUCUCAACUGCCUUCUAAUAUUCGUGGCAAGUCAACAGGGCGACGCGAAGAGCAGUGGCGGCAGGUGUGGAGCGAGCUGGAGGCGCUGGUGCGCGCGCACUCUGCCUCGCCAGCACAUCGUGUGCUGCUGCGCACGGUGCUCGAGUGCCGGUCUCACAACCACUCCAGCGAUGGCGACUCACGCGCGACAGUGAUCCGAGCUACAACAGAUUCGCCCCUUUCACCCCCUGGUUCCGGAAAUGGAGCUUCAAGCAGCAGCAGUGGCGACAUCUGGGCUUCCAGGAAUGUUCUAGAUCAAUUACUCGGUGCUCCCAGACCUAAGUCCAGACCGGACUUCGCUGGGCGCUUGGCGGCAGGCAACCGAGUGGCUACAUUAUACCCGCAGUUAAACCAAGACGUGGAAGCUUAGAAUAAAAUAGAUAGAAGUUGAGGUUGCAGGCCAGAUUUUGUAAUAGAAAAACUGGUAAAUCAAGUAGGUGAUAUUAAUGUAAAUGUAUCGAUAAUAAUAUGGAGUACUUU
Messenger RNA from Hyposmocoma kahamanoa, 2009 nucleotides. It is a transcript of the gene asun, whose product is annotated as protein asunder. The transcript has 13 exons. Gene Ontology annotation, biological process: centrosome localization; regulation of mitotic cell cycle. The coding region runs from base 1 to 1899 and encodes 632 amino acids. The record is from RefSeq and is a predicted model, not a curated record. Gene Ontology annotation, cellular component: integrator complex. Lineage: Eukaryota; Metazoa; Arthropoda; Insecta; Lepidoptera; Cosmopterigidae.